This is a messenger RNA of Daucus carota subsp. sativus, 2654 nucleotides long. RefSeq names its product actin-related protein 5. The record is from RefSeq and is a predicted model, not a curated record. Bases 230 to 2386 code for a protein of 718 amino acids. NCBI's taxonomy places the organism in Eukaryota, Viridiplantae, Streptophyta, Magnoliopsida, Apiales, Apiaceae. The transcript has 12 exons. Gene Ontology annotation, biological process: regulation of DNA-templated transcription. Gene Ontology annotation, cellular component: cytoplasm; Ino80 complex.
AAGGCAAGAACGUUUUCUUCUGAAAACUAAUAUACCGGAUUAUGAUGUGUUAAUAAAUGAAUUUUUCACAAUCACAAAUCAAAUAUUUUAUACAUUAGCUGCGGAACUUUUCACGUUAUUUCGUCCCUGUUAAAUUCUGCAUACAUGAUACAACACCACUAACAGCAAGAGCUGGAGUGCUGGACUAGAAGAAAUCCUCAUUCAUCUUGAGGGUAUAGGGUUACAAAAGAUGCCAUUCAUUUCUCAAAUCCAAAGACAAUCUGAUUACCAUCGCUUCCCUCCCUCCGUCCCAAUCGUCAUCGAUAAUGGCGCCUCCUAUUUCCGAAUUGGAUGGGCUGGAGAGAGUGAGCCUCGCAUUAUUUUCAGAAACAUUGUUCAAAGACCUCGUCACAAAACCACUGGGGAAACGGUAACAAUAGUUGGUGACCAUGAUCCGGCACUGUUGAAAUACUUUGACUGUACCCGGUCGGGACCUCGUUCAGCAUUCGAUGCUGAUGUUGUGUUUCAAUUUGAAAUCAUGGAAUAUAUUCUUGACUUCGCUUUUGAUAGAUUGGGUGCAGAUGGAUCUGAGAUUGAUCACCCUGUGCUUAUUACCGAAUGUCCAUGCAACCCAGUCCAAUCCCGAAGUAAAAUGGCCGAGCUUCUUUUCGAAACAUAUGGGGUUCCUUCAGUGGCAUUUGGUGUGGCCGCUGCAUUUAGCUACAAAUAUAAUCAAAAGCGCGGGAUAUGUGACAGAAAUGGUCUUGCAAUCUGCUCAGGAUUUACUACAAGUCAUGUCAUCCCGUUUGUUAAUGGAGAGCCUGUUUAUGAGGCAUGCUGUCGGACAAAUGUUGGUGGCUACCAUGUUACUGAUUACUUGAAGCAGCUUCUUUCACUUAAAUACCCUCACCAUAUGUCGAGGCUUUCAUGGGAAAAAGUUGAAGACUUGAAAAUGGAACACUGUUAUAUUGCACAGGAUUAUGCUUCAGAAGUUGGAUUGUUCCAGAAAGGGACAAAAGAAGCUGAACAGAAAGCCAGGUGUUGGCAACUCCCUUGGACACCGGCUCCAGUUGAACUGCCACCAUCAGAAGAAGAAAUUUCUAGAAAAGCUGCUUUAAGGGAAAAGCAAGGGCAAAGGUUGCGUGAAAUGGCAGAGGCAAAGAGAUCUUCUAAGAUAAAUGAAUUAGAAAAUGAAUUGAAUGGCUUGGAAUUUCUUAUACAGCAACUUCAGCAUGUUGGAGAGAAAGACAUUCCAUCAUUCCUUUCUACGACCGGCUAUGUCUCUAAACAGGAAAUAGAAUCGGCAAUUGUAAAAACAACACAAUCUUUACGAAAGGCCAAAGGUGAGCAAAUUGAGAAUGAGGAGAAGGCAGAUACUUCCAAUGCUGAAAAGUAUAAUCUUCUCAAUGUUGACGACAGCUUACUAACUCAUGAGCAGUUAAAGGAAAAGAAGAGGCAAUUAUUUCUCAAAACAACAUCAGAAGGUCGGAAUCGAGCUAGACAGAAGCGCAUCGAUGAAGAAUUACAGCGAGAAAAGCAAAAUAAGCUAGAAGAAGCAAAACGCUUGGAAAACCCAGAGGCUUACUUGGAGCAGCUGCGUGCAAAGUAUACAGACCUCUGUGAAAAAAUUGAACAGAAGAAACGACUGAAGACAAAUGGAGGUAAUACAAAUGGAAAUGGUGUCUCUGGAGGUGUUGGACGUGGGGAGAGAUUAAGUGCUGCACAGAAGGAAAGGAUGCGCCUCUUGACAACGGCAGCAUUUGAUCGAGGGAAAGGUGAGGACACUUUUGGUAUCAGAGAUGAGGAUUGGCAACUUUAUAAAUUGAUGAGCAAAGAUAAUGAUGACGAAGAUGAAAAACAGGAUGAGGAUGAGGCAGAGUUGUCUCGGAUCUCUUCUAGGCUCCGGGAUAUAGAUCCAACAUUUACUCCCAAAACAGAUGUGGGAUCCUCUGUUUCCGAGGCUUCCCGUCCCCGUCCACUUACCAAGGAAGAUUUUCAGAUUAUACUUGGGGUGGAAAGGUUUCGGUGCCCAGAAAUUCUAUUCAAUCCCAACAUUAUUGGUAUCGAUCAAGCAGGACUAGAUGAGAUGGCUGGGGUUUCAAUAAGGAGGCUGCCAUCAAAGGUCAGAGGCGCAGAGGAAGGGAUGACCAACUCAAUUCUUAUCAUUGGUGGAAGCUGCUUAUACCCUGGUAUGAGUGAGCGGCUCGAAAGUGGAAUCCGCAUGAUUCGUCCAUGUGGGACAUCUAUACGGAUUAACAAAGCAUCUGAUCCGAUUCUUGAUGCAUGGCGUGGAGCUGCUGCUUAUGCUGCUGCGGUGCAAUUUCCUCAGCAAACAAUCAAGAAAAUGGAUUACUAUGAGAAGGGUGAAGAAUGGCUUCGCAAGUAUCAGUUUAGGUACACUCACUGAUUGGUUCUGUUAAUACAAAGAAGGCUUCUUCUUCAAGACCAUUUAGGGUCUAGGUUCAAGUAUGUAAAAUCAUCAAAUCCCAUUGUCUAUUCCAUGUCCAGUAGAGAAUUUUGGAAUAGAGAAAAGACCGGGUGCCAUUGUUGUGACCAACUCCCCCAACACCAAAAGAAAAACAAUUAGGGGUUAGCAGCAGUAAUGAAUGAAUGAUAACUCUUACUUUCGCAUUCUUCUAGUUCUAUAUUAUGACUUGAUUACUCCUUUUUCUUGC